This is a messenger RNA of Dicentrarchus labrax (European seabass), 991 nucleotides long. RefSeq lists its product as uncharacterized. The transcript is spliced from 4 exons. The record is from RefSeq and is a predicted model, not a curated record. The coding region runs from base 42 to 617 and encodes 191 amino acids. Lineage: Eukaryota; Metazoa; Chordata; Actinopteri; Moronidae.
CACACACACACAUAUGCACGCACAUACUCACGCACUCAUAGAUGAGUUAUAUACUCGGAGUAUAUAAAGCUUUUUUUGGCACGUCACCUCAUCAUUUCUUCCUUCUUCACCUGUACAGCAGCUCUCCUUCCAUUCACCCAGCAGCGAUGGCAGCAGCAGCUUUGUCCAGAAGCAGAGGAGUGGCUGGUGUCACAGCCACCAGAGGCCUGUUCUUCAUCUUCUCCCUACUGUGUCUGGUUUGCCUCGCAAGUUCAUUCAUUGACGAGGACCAACUGGAAAAGCUAAAGGAAAAUGUCCAGAAAGCAGAACAACAACUGGAAAGUUUGAAGGAAAAGUACAAAUUAGAAAUGGCCUCCAGUUUAGAGCUCAUAAAUGAAUAUAUGGGCUACCUGGACCCAAUGAUAGCAUUAGUGAAGAAAGCUACUGGAACAUCACCUGAUGACUUUCCACCAGUGGAUGCACUUCUGCAGAGCGUCAAGGCCAACAUGGAGAAAACCAAGAGUUACGUGGAAGACCAAAAAGUGAAGUUAGGUGCAGAACUAGAGAACCUUGAAAAGGAUCUUGAAAAACAAAAGAAAUUAAUCAAAUUCCUUGAGGAGCAGCAGGGUGAAUUGUAACUUCCAUGUCAAUUAGUGCCUCUAUCUCUGAUAUUGCAUCUAUUGUACCUAAGUUACUACCUUAAAUUUCUCUUUGUUUGUGCAACCUCAUUUCAAAAUGAUUUUAGAGUCACUGUUGACAGGGAUGUGAAAUGUGUUGAUAUACCAACAACUUUUUUCAUACAUUACUACUGAUGUGCAGCCAUUACAAUUUAGGGAGUGCAAACAAUGGUUUUGACUAUAUUUUGACUAUGUUUUUGUUUUCUUUUGCUGCUUUAUUUUCACAAUUUCCUUCAAAACAUAAGCAUGAGCAGUUAAAUAACGAUAAUGAUUCAAAUAUUGCACAUGAAAUCCAGCAUAUGUGGGCAACGCCCAAUAAAUUUGGUACCUGGGAA